This is a messenger RNA of Ornithodoros turicata, 1647 nucleotides long. RefSeq lists its product as uncharacterized. The coding region runs from base 23 to 898 and encodes 291 amino acids. Gene Ontology annotation, cellular component: GET complex. Gene Ontology annotation, biological process: tail-anchored membrane protein insertion into ER membrane. The transcript has 4 exons. Lineage: Eukaryota; Metazoa; Arthropoda; Arachnida; Ixodida; Argasidae. The record is from RefSeq and is a predicted model, not a curated record.
GUGUCGCUCACAGCGCAAGAAAAUGGAGGCCACAGAUGAGCAGGUCAUCCGUAGGCGAGAAAUCAGAAAGAAGAAGAUAUUAGAGAACUCAGAUGCGAGAUGGAGAAAAAUUAUAGGUUACGGGUCGACGGAUGAGUCAGCUACACGUGACAAGCCAUCUGGAGAACCCUUACCAGCCGCAGCAACCGCACCGCCAUUCGUGAGUCCCGCAGCCGACAGCCGUCGUGCCUACUCCCUGGACGAAGUCACUUCCAACUCCACGCUCUCAUCGUCUUCAGUCACGCAUCGCCCUUCGGCAAAAGUCGACGUCAUUCCUUCGGUGCGUCUCUCAGCUCUGGACACACGAACACGCUCUCUGGACGAGAGCACAUCUGCCAAUGGCAUUCCCAAGCGUUCUGCUAUCUACGCCUUCCCCAAGAAGGUGUCGGACACAGAGUCACGGUCGUACGCAAGGUGUCCGGGGGAUGGCGGAGGGUUUCGGGUGUGGUUGGUGGAAGCGCUGGCUGACCGAGGCUUGGACUUCUUCAGAGCUUGCUUGGUGGCAUUGAUUGGAGUGUGUGCUAGGAUUUGGCUUGCACUCGGAGUGCCGCAUUUCCUUUCUGAGACGGUCCUACUGCCUUUUUGCCUCUUGGAAGCUGCCAUUUGUAGUUACCCUAAAUUCCUUACAAAGGUUAGUUGGUGUCAACGUCCGCAGAUGAGCCUAGGAAGUAGUGGAAGUGCCUCUUGUAUGUCAACAUCAAUUCUGGCAGCCGUUCUAGUGCUGUGCGGUGUGUCCCCACGGGCAUCGGCAGCCGCGACGUCGGGUCUUCGACUGAUGGCUGACCUCACCUCCGACCUUAUGCUUUACAUCUUUUGCUUUGUCGUCUUUCACGUCUUCUGGAUCGACUGGGUCGGCUGAUGCGCACGGAGUAUCAUUUGACGUGCUCAGAACAAGGACUUGAAGAGGAAGGGAGGGGGGGGGGUACGACAAUUUCUGUUACUUUUCGUGGAAAGGGCAAGUGGCAUGAAGACAACGCAAGGAGUGGAUGUUAGUAGCAAGCACCUGACAUUCGCUGGAACUGAGGACGUUUAUGCAUAAUGUGCAAGUUGGGACGUUGCACGUUUAUCUCAGGUUUCGUGUCGUUUUUUAGUCGCGUGAAGUGGAUGGAAAAUGGUGCUGCUCGCAAGGCGUGAGCAGAUGCUAAAACGAUGCUGGCAAAAUAUGAAUGUGCACCGACUUGCCUGCAGUGCUGGGCAUACAGUUUCUUUGUUUUUUUAAAAAAUAAUUGUAGAGUAAAAAUUUCUGGGUGUGUUUCAUGAACCUGCACAAGCACUGCGAUGAGAACUGUGCAGCAGUUGUUGAGUUUGGUGGCAGCUUCGUAGAGAUGCCCUUUCGGAUUAUUUGAUGGCAAAAACGUGAGUGUUCCUUAACUAGUGGUUGCCAUUGCUAGUCACAAGCUUAAUUUUGCAGUUCAGCAGAACUGUACAAUUUGUAAAUUUCCAAAAGUGUACAACUUUGUGUAAGAUACACAUCACACGCUGAUCUUUAUAGAUGACACGGCAGGAGGGGAUUUAUUAAACACAAUUUUGAUCUCUGGUUUCCAAGCCAAGCAGUUCUAAUGUAUUAUAUGUAAAUACCAAUUAAAAUACUCUUAUCUGCAGUCUAAA